CCGAUGUGACGUAGGGCUGGAGGCGUUGGCCGGGCAGUGUCACUGUUAAACCAAGAAGAAGAAGAAGACGUCCUCUGAAUUAAUCUUCUAGAUAAUCUGAGCUGAAUAACUCAUUUUAUAACAUUUUUAUUCGGGACUUUAAAACACAUUUUCGUGAAUUUAUCGGAAUGAUUAAAAACGGCCACCACGCCACCGAGGAGCAGCGGGACUCCGGGCGCAGUGAUCCGGGGGGAGCGGCAUGCAGCCCGGACAAGAGGAAGCGGGUCGUCCGGCUGUGGUGCGACGGCUGUUAUGACAUGGUUCACUACGGUCACUCAAACCAGCUACGGCAGGCCAAAGGCAUGGGAGAUUACCUCAUAGCGGGAGUACAUACGGACGCUGAAAUUUCCAAGCACAAGGGCCCCCCUGUCUUCACUCAGGAAGAACGCUACAAGAUGGUGCGGGCCAUCAAGUGGGUGGAUGAGAUAGUGGAGGGAGCGCCGUACGUCACCACGCUGGAGACUCUGGACAAAUACAACUGUGACUUCUGUGUGCACGGAGACGACAUCACGCUGACAGUAGACGGUAAGGACACGUAUGCGGAGGUGAAGCGGGAGGGCCGUUACCGGGAAUGCAGACGCACACAGGGCGUCUCCACCACUGACCUGGUGGGACGGAUGCUCCUCAUGACCAAAGCUCAUCACAGCAACAUGGAUAAUCCAGACUACCAGCAGCACACAGAUAACUUUGGGAAAGGUCCUAAAGGCCACAGUCCCUGGACAGGAGUGUCUCAGUUCCUCCAGACGUCUCAGAAGAUCAUCCAGUUCGCCUCAGGAAAGGAACCUCAGUCCGGAGACACCAUAAUCUACGUAGCCGGGGCAUUUGAUCUCUUCCACAUCGGCCAUGUUGACUUCUUAGAGAUGGUUUAUAAGCAGGCAGAAAGACCCUACGUCAUCGUAGGUCUGCACUUUGACCAGGAAGUGAAUCGGUACAAGGGGAAGAAUUAUCCAAUCAUGAACAUCCACGAGAGGACGCUGAGUGUCCUGGCCUGCCGGUAUGUGUCAGAGGUGGUGAUCGGGGCACCCUAUGCAGUGGGCAAAGACCUGCUGGAUCACUUUAAGGUGGACCUGGUGUGUCAUGGCAAGACAGAAGUGUUUCCAGACAAGGACAGCUCAGACCCCUACGCUGAGCCUAAGAAGAGGGGAGUAUUCAGAACCAUCGACAGCGGGAAUAAUCUCACCACUGAUGACAUUGUCCAGAGAAUCAUUGCAAACAGGCUGCAGUUUGAGGCCAGAAACCAAAAGAAAGAGGCCAAGGAGAUGGCGGUGAUCGAGGCGAUGAAGAGGAAAGAGCAGCAGGAUGACAGCGAGGCUGCAGCAGAGGCCGCUCACUAAUAACACCCCAGUACUGUUUGUGUGUCUGCUCAGCUUCUCGAGGUGGACUUCAGAGACCCAUACGAAGGCGUCCACGUCGGUGUCCACGUCGGUGUCCACGUCGGUGUAGACUGGGCCUGCUUUCACGAUAAAGCCAGUUCGUCUUUUAAGUCCACUAUGUGCAAAAUCCUGUUUGUAUGUUUGGUGAAGCAGAGUGCGCGUGAGUGUGUGUGUGUAUGUGUGUGUGAUACAUGCUGCUGUGUUAGCUCCUCUAUCUGUGCAGACCUGUCCUGCCUAAUGGGAUUAGAAUAGAUCUGCCUGGAUAACAACACCUGACACGUAUAACGACCUACCCUGCAGAAUCCCUUUAAACCUCCACAGUCAUCUUUUAAAUGUUUUCUUCUUCUGUCCUGUUUUUGUUUGUUUGUUUCCAUGAAAUCACAUACUACCUGUCUCUGUCCACGUGUAGAAAUGGAGUUUUUAACAAGCCAUAACUUAUUGAGCAAUUUUAACCUUUGUACGUUUUUGUUUUUAAAUUUGAAACUAUUAGUUUUGAAUGAUCAGUCUUAUCAGUCAUCAGUAAGCUUGAAUGUGGUCUAUGUUUCACGUUAACAAACAUUUAUUUGAAUUUCUAAAAGCCACUAUGAUUUUAUUACUCCUGAAAAAAACAACAUGACUACUCUGCUAAACCUUCUGUGAUGCAGUCUGAUUAUAAUUGUAAAUUUGUAACUGCCUGAAUUUGCACCAAGCUUGUGUGUGUGUGUGUGUGUGUGUGUGUGUGAGAGAGAGAGGGAGAGAGGUUAGUGAGUGUGUGUGCUUGUAAAUGACAGUAGUGCCUCGUUCCUGAAGAUGGACUGAUCUCAGGGCUGUGGCUCACGCUCUGACCAGUGUCUCCAAAGCUGUUUAUUAAUAAUACGUCCUGUCCUCCAUUUGCAAACAUGUUUCAGAAACUAGAAUGACCUCUUUCCUCCUUUUUCAAAGACAAUCAAAGAGCUGAAAUAGUUGGGACCCAGUUUCAUUGUCAAAGUGCUAAUGCAAACCUUUUAAAUUGUUGAAGCUCACUGUCUGUUUUGUUUCUGUUCCGGGCAAAUAAGUAAUGGUGCGAGACGGUGAGUGUUUUUCAGUGCGUGUAUGGGAUGGUGGCAGGCUCAGUAAUGAAUAACUUUCUUAAUAUUAAAGUAAGGGAUUUUCAACCUCUGAAUCACUGUAUUACUGUGUGUAGCUAUCUUUUAAUAAACUGCUCAUACUGCAAAGCA
This is a messenger RNA of Notolabrus celidotus (New Zealand spotty), 2608 nucleotides long. It is a transcript of the gene pcyt2, whose product is annotated as phosphate cytidylyltransferase 2, ethanolamine. The coding region runs from base 168 to 1373 and encodes 401 amino acids. Lineage: Eukaryota; Metazoa; Chordata; Actinopteri; Labriformes; Labridae. The transcript has 12 exons. Gene Ontology annotation, biological process: phosphatidylethanolamine biosynthetic process. Gene Ontology annotation, molecular function: ethanolamine-phosphate cytidylyltransferase activity. Gene Ontology annotation, cellular component: cytoplasm. The record is from RefSeq and is a predicted model, not a curated record.